Messenger RNA from Pelmatolapia mariae (spotted tilapia), 672 nucleotides. RefSeq names its product anterior gradient 1 (gene agr1). Bases 45 to 536 code for a protein of 163 amino acids. Gene Ontology annotation, cellular component: endoplasmic reticulum. Lineage: Eukaryota; Metazoa; Chordata; Actinopteri; Cichliformes; Cichlidae. The record is from RefSeq and is a predicted model, not a curated record. The transcript has 8 exons.
CAGCUCUAGAUAUCUGUCAAAUCUCUCUGAAAGGACAAGGAACAAUGCUUCGCUGGGUCUUGCUUGCUUUGCUCAUUGGCCUCUGUGCCAGUGCUGGGGAACAGAAAGCUAAAAAGAAAGUGAAGAGUCAGUCCUUGUCAAGAGGAUGGGGAGGUGGUAUUAACUGGGCCCAAAAUUAUGAAGACGGCCUAGCAAAAAUGGCCAAGAGUCAGAAACCUCUCAUGGUCAUUCAUCAUAAAGACAACUGCCCACACAGUAAAGACCUGAAGAAGGCAUUUGUUGUGGAUAAGACUAUCCAGAAAAUGGCAAAAGAGGAUUUCAUCAUGCUCAACGUGGUGGAAGAGACUUCGGACAAGAAUCUGGCACCUGACGGUUACUAUGUUCCCAGAAUCCUCUUUGUUGAUCCAACCUUGACUGUGCGCACAGACAUUACUGGAAAGUACAGCAACCACCUCUACACCUACACAGCGAGUGACAUCCAGGACCUGGCCGACAACAUGAAGAAAGCCAAAGUCCUGCUGCACAGCGAACUCUAACGUGGUGCCUGACGUCUCAGCAUCUUCCACACAUGACUGCUCAGUGGCCAGAACUGAACAGAACUGAAUUAUUUAAAUGCUUUUGGUGCUCAUUAAAACCAAAAUAAAGGAAAAGAAAGUCAUCUUCAGUCUUUCU